AUGUUCUCGAGCUUAUUCUUGGUCUUUGGUGUGCUGGCGCUGGCGCAGGCGGUCCAGUUUAACGUUACUGUUGGUGGAGGACCAUUAAGAUAUGAUCCACAGUUUGUUAAUGCAAACCCUGGAGAUACAAUCAUCUUUACUUUUAAACAAUCCAACCAUACGGCUUCCCAAUCUACUUUUGCCCAGCCAUGUGUGAAGGCGUCCAAUGGAUUUGACUCUGGCUACAUGCCAGUAUCAUCCAGUAAUACGGAUGGUCCGUUCCCUGCAGCACAAUAUACGGUGCAGGACAUGAACCCAGUCUGGGUGUACUGCAAACAAGCCAAUCACUGUCAGCAGGGCAUGGUCUUUGCCAUCAACCCAGGUACCCAGUUUGCUGCAUUCCAAGCAGCCGCCAUGGGCAAUACCACUGUUUCUUCACCCUCGUCUGUCUCGACGACUGCAACCGCGACUACUCCCACCGGAAUUGUCACUGCUACUGCAACCAUCACUGGAGGGGGUUACACUGUGACUACAACUUACGGCUCGUUCCCUGGCAGCUCGGCACCAACGAGCGUAACAAGCACGGAUCAUAAGGUUGUUGUUGGCGGCUCGACCCUGACGUAUACUCCAUCGAAUAUUACUGCACAGAUUGGAGAUACAGUAACCUUCCAAUUCAUGCAAAAAAAUCACACCGCAACGCAGAGUACGUUUGCGGAUCCGUGCCGCGCGCUUACUCUCACAUCUACGAGUGGACAAGUUGGGUUUGAUUCUGGAUUCAUGGCCGUUGCAUCUGAUGCGACAACAUUCCCCACGUAUACGGUCAAAAUCAAUAAUACUGCACCAAUCUGGGUAUAUUGUAAACAAUCUGGACACUGUGGGCAAGGCAUGGUGUUCUCUGUGAACGCGGUCGAGUCUGGACCCAACAACUAUGCUGCAUUCAAGGCGCAAGCGAUCCGGCUCAACGGGACCUCAUCCUCGACCACGACCACGAGUACGGGAGUACAAGCUACACAAACGAAAUCGGGUGGUGUGGCGAAGAUGAAUGAUCGUGGGACCAGGGUCUUGGCAAUUGGCCUUGUUAGUGUGGUGGCUGGUAUGUUCCUGGCGUGA
Suillus bovinus is the source of this 1089-nucleotide messenger RNA. RefSeq lists its product as uncharacterized. The coding region runs from base 1 to 1089 and encodes 362 amino acids. The transcript is spliced from 5 exons. NCBI's taxonomy places the organism in Eukaryota, Fungi, Basidiomycota, Agaricomycetes, Boletales, Suillaceae. The record is from RefSeq and is a predicted model, not a curated record.